CGAACCUGGCGAACCGGCCGGUCAGCUGUGAGCUGAACCGCUACCGACUCUUGCCAGUAUUCGUAGUGUUGAAAUUAUCAAAAAAUCUUUGAUAAUUGUCCCGAAAGAAAGAAAAAAGCAGCCCGCUAUUGCUUAUAGGAGUGGUCUUGCGCGGAAAAAGAAACGAAACCGGAGGAAGUAGUAGUCGUCCACCAUCUCCUUCGCCUUCUAGUCGCUCGACGUUCGACACUCGACCAGUGCGUGCUCGGAACUCAGCCACGGUAGUUCUACGCCACUGCUUCGCCCGAGGAAACGAGAUAGGUGGUGCCUCGAAUAUCGGCAAAAGCCAAGAUACGACGGAUUCGCGACUGGAUCGUGGUUUCCUUACAAAGAUACGGUGUUGUGUCGAUUGAAGGCGAGUGAAUUUUGGAGAAGGAAGGCACCGGGAACGAAGCAGGAACAGCAGGCAAAAUUGCGAAGUGUUAAGUGAAUAGUGUGUACAGUGUUAGUGUGGUACCGGUGCAGGUAUCGGUUUUACUCGUGUAUAUGCGUGUAGUGCUGGGAGCCCCUACAAGAAUUGCUGUAGCUGUGGAUUUUUCCAUUGGGGUCGGAGUGAACCACUGCGAGCGCUCUCCUAUAACUGAUUGUCGCGAGAGCACCUAUUUGACAUCAAAUUACCAAAAUCCCAACAAGUUUUAAAAGGUUUAACGACGAAUCCACCAACCACGAAAAAGAGGGUCAUCCCCGAAGAUGAUAUUGUCCCUGGCAAGCUCGUAAAAGUCGUCUGAGCGCUGAGCGCAUCGAUCGUCGAUUCUCUCUCGACAAAGGAAAGAGACCCACUCGAAAUUAUAGCAUAUAGUUUCUUGGCAACAAAUACUCGAUGAUAAAGUUGAGAGAAAGAGAAGUUAUUACAUGAGAGGGUUCAAAAGAAAGGUUAUUGAUGGUUGAUCUGAUAACAAAGUCCUAGCAACUUGUACGAAUUGACGAGAAUCAAACUAAUUAUCUUGAUAAAGCAAAGAGAGUUAUUAACGAUCAAGUGCGAGAGUCUUUUUCUUGAAGGAACAUAGAAAAAAAGCGAUGCUUGAAAAACCUGUCGAAUCGCUCGAUUCGAGGCUUCUGUAGUGGGUUCCGGCGAAAAUUGCGCGCACUGUAGUGGGCUGCGUCGAAACCGGUUUCGUUUCGCUUCGAAUCUCGCGUUUAUAAAGGUCGUGCGUCGAGGGAGGAGUAAGACUCGUGGAAAACGAAUUUACACGAGGACACCCGCACUCAAGAGAUUCCUUAUCUCUCUUGCCCGUCUCGAUCUCUCUCUAUCCUCCUCUCACGUCGGCACUAAUGUGAACCGUGACAAUAGCGAUUAGUAAUCGCCGGAGGAAUUUGGCUAAGAAAUUAAAUUUGAAAGGAGUUGAAGCUUGGAGAACCAAGUUCGAGUGGACGAAGAGUUCCAUCGGAAUUUGACCUUGACCAGUUAGAUGAAAAGAUGAUGGUACCUUGGUCCGGAGAGUUAGCAGCGACUCUUGGACCCUUGUUAUCGGUUGCAUCUCAAGUUUCUGUAUAGAGAAAAAGGCCCUGUGGUUGAAUUAAAGGUGGGCAAGAUGGAGGGCUGUAAUUUGAGGGAGGAACAAGAUUCGCCUGAGAGUGGCUCGUGCAUGGUGGACCGUCUCAAAACCUAAUUAUUAUCUAAUGAGCCAAAGAGGCCAAGUGAUUAGUGAUGAAGCGCGCAUCGAGCGCUUUGACAGUGGCACAGGUGCAGUCUGUGGUCUUGCCCGGCAAGGUCCACGAACCUCGUAGCCCAGCGGGAUUGCUGUCGACGGAGGAGGUUGAGGACGCGACCUCCAGGUCGAUCAAGUGCGACCCCAAGUUACUUCAGAGCGAUGAGAACAAGAUCGCCAAAUCGCCGGCAAUGUCCCGAUUGUUAAGCGUUGACUCUGAGAAUUAUAUGCUGAGGAAGGGAUCAGGAUCGAGUAGCGCGACUUCCACGUCUUCGUCGAUGUCGAUCACCACGACCUCGAACAUCGUCACAACUCAGCAAAGAGAUUGUCCACGUGGAUUUGCCAUUGGAUCCAGCAGGCUCUCCGCCACUGGGAACGGCACUUACUGUACGGCAGACAUCUCAUUCGUGCAGGUUCCAUCAGUAUCAGGCCACUCAAAUCCGCCGAACAACCUGGAGAAAUCAGUGAGCUGCGAAAGUUCGCAGAACGGCUACGACGAGGCUAACAACCAGUCCAUCCGUUCUCCACACGACUCCUCGGCACCCGGGAACAACCACGUUGAUCGUGCUGCUCUAGCUAAAGGAGGCGCCACUGUCGCCCAGCGACGAACCUCGAAUCAAAGUCAAAUAGGGUUUUCAAAUUCAGCACAUAAUGUGCCCUUAUCAAUAUCUUCCUCUGCCUCUUCCUCCUCCGCCAGCAAUCCCUUUAGUCCUUCCUUUAAUCCGAAGCAAGUGUCACCUGGCAAGGUUUUGGAGAACGCGUACUCUGGUGUUCUCGGGCAGAAGGGGCAGGACGAACAAUCGCAGCUGGUCGGGUUCCAGCUGCAAUCGGAUCGAUUGGACCUAUCGACGAGCGAAAGUUCCGCGAUCGACGUCCUCGGCGAAUAUGUCAGUUCCUGUGCCAGGCCAUUGUCCUUCCAUAGGCACAUGUGCUGGUGCAACUCCCAAGUGCCGGUUUCUGAUAACUCAGUUGCUGACGAUCAAGUGACCGCGGCUGAAAUAGAACUUUCUAAAACUGCAAUUAAUAAUAACAAUAAUAGUAACAAUAAUAAUAAUAACAAUGUCAAGUCAAAUUUGACCGGGAAUAAUGAUGCAACCUCAAAGAACGGAUUUGUGAAUGGUGUGACAAAUGGAAUCGAUACCAGCGGAUUAGUUGAUAGUGUAGUUAAUCAUGUUAAUUCUUACCGAAGUCUCUGUUGCUGUAUGUGCGGAUCUCUAUGUCCUACAGAGUGCCACGCGUGCUUCCACGUCGUCUGCUCGGAAUACAGCGGACAGCAUCUGUGCCAAUGGAGUUCCAAGGGUCAUGCUCUGCCGGGACAGGUCUUCGACAAGGAAAAGCCUGUCAGUGAGUGGACAUCUCUGAAUGUCGUCGAAUGGAUGUCAGCUCUCAACCUUUAUCGCUAUGCAGACGUUUUUAAAUCCAAGGAUAUUAAGGGUAGCGAUCUACUUAACUUGGACCGCGAGAAGCUAAUGAACAUGGGUAUAAAGGAUGAGUUCCAUCAGAAGAACAUAUUAGUAUGCAUCGAGGAGCUCUGCCAACCCUCGUCUCCUUCGACUUUGCCAGGUUCGGAGACGUCGACAAUAUCCGUUAACGAAACGGGCGGUUCUGGCAAUAGUAGUAACAAUGUCAAUACACCGUCGACGACCACCAGCAGCAGUAGCAGCAGCACCACCACCACCAACAACGCUCACAAUCUCGUGCCUCACAGCUUUAGUGUCUUGGAGAGGUGCGACAAAUGCCAUAAAUACCUCAGGGGCCUCUUACAUCAAGGCUUUCUCUGCCAAGAUUGCGGAUUGGUCGCUCAUAGGACUUGUUCAGCGACUGGUUUACCCUCUCCUUGCGUUCCAACGGAUUCUAGAGUUCAUAGAUUCACUUCAGUGUUUGGACUAGCUCUGUGCUCACAAUUCGAUACGUCAACCCGGACAGCUCCAAUUUUAGUCGAAAGAUGCACGCGCGUCCUUGAAGAAAGAGCAUUCACCGACACAACUUUAGACCUUUACAAAGUCUACUACAGCAGUCCACCCAAUGAACAGACUCUUGAAUUACGACAAAAGCUUAACGAGGAUGUAUGUAACGCAGACUUAAAUCCCUAUACUCCCCAGUGUAUAUCCAGUGUCUUAAAGAAAUUUUUGAGAGAGUUACCAGAUCCUGUAAUACCUGUUCAGUGGUACGACAGAUUUCUAGAAGCAGCAAAUUUAAAAAAUGACGAACAAUGUGCAACACGUCUCGCUCAGUUGGUCUCCGAACUACCCGAGCAUCACAAGAGUACCCUGCAUCAUCUGAUGGCUCAUUUUUGUCGCAUAUGUCAAUUGCAACAUGCCCGAGGUUAUACGGAACCACCCACUAUUCUCGUGCAAGUGAUGUGUCACAUCUUCCUCAGGCCUCCUUGGGAAAGAAUCAUUCAAGUUGUCCACAAUACAGAAGCACACAUACGCAUAAUGGAGUUGUUACUACUCCAUGGAAACUGGAAUGAAAAGCUACCAGAAUUUGCGAGUGCUCCGCAAUUACCACCUAGAAAAGUCUCGAGACCACAAUUUCCGGUUUUUGAACUUGAGGAACUGGCAGCUGGCGAUCGUUCUACGCCUGGCGAAAGUAACAAAGACCAGCUGCAACAAACCUGCAGGCCGAAAGUUCUUCACGAAGCCGAGUGGUAUUGGGGUGAUAUUACGAGGGAUGAAGUCAAUGAGAAGAUGAUCGACACACCCGAUGGAACUUUCUUGGUUCGGAAUGCGUCCUCGAAAGGAGGAGAGUACACCCUGACGCUGAGGAAAGGAGGGACCAAUAAACUCAUCAAGAUUUGCCAUCGGAACGGGAAAUAUGGUUUUUCCGAGCCCUACAGUUUUCAGUCUGUGAUUGAACUUGUCGAGCAUUAUCGAAAUUGUUCACUCGCCCAAUAUAAUUCGACAUUGGACAUCAAGCUUUUGCAUCCGAUCUCUCGUUUCCAACAGGAAGAUGAAAUUUCUAGUACCACGGAUACGGCGAAAGUUGUUCAAAAGUACAUUGAACUUGAGAAAACUACGACGGACACAUUGCGGCAGUACCAAAAUUGUUCUGAACUCUACAGUAGAACAGCUUACGAAGUGCAACUUAAGCGACAAGCCUUAGAGGCAUUUUCCGAAGCCAUCAAGAUGUUUGAGGAUCAGAUGAAGCUGCAAGAAAAGUUCCAGAAGGAAGCUCAGCCUCACGAAAUAUCCACACUGACGGAUAAUGCUGAAUUGUUAAAACGACGACUGAAGUCCUUGGAAGAUAGCAGAGAACAACUCGAUGAUAGCUUGAAGCAGCAAAUUGCGUACAACAGAACUCUGGAACGGGAGAUGCACAAGUUGAAACCGGAGAUUAUCAUCCUCGUGAAAACGAGAGACAAACAUAUUAUGUGGCUGAAGAAGGCUGGCAUGAAGCAGAACAAAAUCAAUCAACUGGUUUCGAGCAGCGCCUUGGCAAAUGCGACAAUUGGCGAUACAGUUUUUAGUGAUCUACAAGACUUUGACCUCGAGGUCCAUUCUGAUGACAAGGCUUGGUUGUAUCUCGAAUGUUCGCGGUCUGAUGCUGAUCGGAUACUCAUGGGACGACCGGAUGGAACUUUUCUCGUGCGGAGAUCGAGGAUUGGACAAUACGCUUUGUCCAUAAUGUGCAAUGGUACCGUAAAUCACUGCAUAAUUUACGCAACGGAAAGGGGUUUUGGAUUCGCAGAACCAUACAAUAUCCAUCAAACGUUGAAGCAUCUAGUUCUACACUACGCGCAGAAUUCUCUGGAAGAACACAACGAGAGUCUUAACACGACUCUGGCGUUUCCAGCAUUCGCGUCUGCCAGCGCUUUUACACGUCUGCAGGCUCAGCAAAUGCAGCUUCAAGUACAAAUGCAUGCACAAAAUCAAAAUCAAUUUUCACUGGUGCGACCACUCGAAAACCAGCAAUUUGUGCCACAUACGUAAUGUUUUUUUUUUUCGAAUUAAGGUUGCUCCUUUUUGAAACUACUUCUUAACUUUUCCAACUCGAAGUUGUGAAGAAUCUGCAAGAUUCUCGAGUUGAGGAAACGAUAUUUCGGAAAAGAAGAAACACUUUUUUGCCGUAACACCAAAUUUUGGGCCGCGUGUGCUUCCUUGAAAUUCCGUGGAGCACACAGCAGCAGAAUCUUGUUCUAAAUACCAAUUUUCAAACGACGAUAAAUGACGCUAUUGAUAUUUAUAAGCAGCGUUAAAUAGUAUUUGCUAUUACACGACCGUAGAAAUAUUUCAUCUGGACCAACUUACUGCAGAAGGCGAAUUUUCACAUUGUGUCGAGGUUCUUUCUUCGAUUAAUUCUUAGAACUCUUCAUCAUCUUCUUCUUCCGUCGAUUAUUGAACAUCAAAUUUGUCAACGUUUCCCAUAUUAGUACAACGAAUUUUUUUGAUGAUUCGCGACGGAGAAUACGAGAGAGAGAGAGAGAGAAACCGAUUUUUUAUACAUAGAAUUUAAGUAAUUCCGUGUCAGACGGUACACGCGUGUUUCACACCUCGUUCACAAAAAGAGGUUUCUGAAAUAAUAAUUAUCUGUGAUUUACGGAUCUGCCGUCGGUCGAAGGAUUGUGUAUUUUUUUCUUUUUUCUUUUUUUUUUGUCUUAUAAUUGAGUCGUUGCGGGUUUUUUAAAUACCAUAACGCGUCCUUAAGGUGAGGCGGGGCCAUACCUAAGCUCUUUUAAAUUUGCGAAACUCGCAAGUUCGAAGACACCAAGUGCAGAAAUUAAGAGGGGGAUUGGUGUUUGACCAAUCGAGGAUAGAAUUAUUCACGAUCGAAGCCGGCUUCACGUGUUUUUGUCACUUUACCUCAGAUCGGCGAACGAUAUUAUUGGGCAUAUGUAUAUCGUAAUAUCUGUACACAUUGAUCAAUUUUUUAAACAAAAUAUUCAAGCGGACGUCCCAACUUUUGCAGAGACGCUUUUUGUGCUACUAGUAAUAGAGAUAAACUUGAGGGCUGAUAUAUAACUUUAUCAGCUGUUUCUUUCGAGCAGAAAAUUGAGAUUAACUUUCGAUACUCACUGCUGAUUGAUACAGAAAAACAAAGCAAAAAAACGCCUAGUUGGGGAAAAUCGAGUAAAUUGAAAGCUUACAACUUUAGAAUUUAAAUUUUGUAAACGUUCAAUUUCAAAGAGAUUGAAGAAAGCAAAUAGUGCUGAUACUAUUUCGCAAUUAUUCCCAAGUCUAGUAAUCACUUUUUGCAUCAGCUGCGAGUGAAGAGGGGUUUGGGCGAGCAACAUUUUUUAUAUUAAAAAAUGUAAAUUGAUAUAGAAUGGCUCGAUGAAAAAAAAAGUUGGAUAAUCGACAUGUAACUGUCCUCCAUGUUUGCUCUUUGCAGCAGAGACCUUGAAAAAUCUUGUGUUUACAGAGCGGUCGGUAAAUACAAGAGAGUACCAUUUCUCAAAUGUAUCUUUCUCGAUAUAUGAUAAUCAUCACUUUUUUGUUGGACAAGUUGCAGUCAUUGAAAAAUGUUUUUUUUUUAUUGCAGGCUCGAAAGUAUGGCUAAGGCUCAAGACAGUGUUUGUGAAUUGAAAGAGAUAUUUCUGAAUAGAGUUUUGUUUCGAAAAUUUUCAAUUGUAUAGUUUUAGCUAUCGUUUACUUCUUUUUAACAUCAAUCUUGCUCUAAAGUAAAAAAAAAAAAAGAAAGAAAGAAAGAAAAGAAAAGGAUUCUCCGAGUUAGACUCCACUUUUGGACAACUCGUAAUAAUUUCUAAUUAGUAAACCCUGGAUCAUAAAAAGUAAAAGACUUUUUCUCUGGUCGUUGGUUUUAGCUCGAUUCGAUUAUUAAGUUCCGAACAAAUCUCCAACAAGUGAAUUGUUGACAAAGAACAAGUUUUGUUUUAGUGUCUAUCUUAUGGAUUAAUAAAAUCAGUGCAAUUAGACGGCACUGAAAUUAGUGACCUACUAUGACGUACAAAAAAUGCAAUCAUGAAAUUCUAAAAAAAAAGAAAAGAAAAGAAAAAACAACAACAUUCUCUUUUUCUUGUUGUCUUUCAGUCAUUUUUCGCAAUAACCAUAUAAAUCACUGACUUUACGGGCAUGAGAAUCCUAACGAAAAUUCUGUAUAGAUCGUGAAAGAUUUUUUGUACAUUCGCUUUAGAUGUCUCUCGCGAAAAGAUGUGUGAAUUUUUCAGCAUGUUUUUUUGUUUGGUUGUACUGCACUGAAUUCUACAGAGGAUUCUUUAUCAGUAAAUGUGAUCGAUCUCAUAGAACGCGAUUUAUUCAUUCUCAUCGGAUUGUAUAUAUUUCUUCUUCAUUAGUUA
Messenger RNA from Belonocnema kinseyi, 7944 nucleotides. RefSeq names its product phosphatidylinositol 3-kinase regulatory subunit alpha (gene Pi3K21B). Gene Ontology annotation, molecular function: GTPase activator activity; protein binding. Bases 1688 to 5620 code for a protein of 1310 amino acids. Gene Ontology annotation, biological process: regulation of GTPase activity; signal transduction. The record is from RefSeq and is a predicted model, not a curated record. The transcript is spliced from 13 exons. Lineage: Eukaryota; Metazoa; Arthropoda; Insecta; Hymenoptera; Cynipidae.